UCGUAACUCCCAGAGUCCCCGUGAAAAAGAGUUUGGCCAGGGCCAGAGUUGCAAGAAGGGGGGGCUUGCUUUGCUUAUAGCUUUUAGUUUUUUCAAAGGGGGGUAUAACUACUGCCUUUUCCCCCUCCAUCACCACCUUUUUUAUUUUCCUUUUUUCUCAUUUUUCAUUUUCUUUUUGCAGCCUCGCUUAAGGAUCUCCGGGAUUUAUUUCUCUAUCCACCCCCCUCCAAUCUUGCUCCUGUCAGAUCAUGAACAAACUAUAUGUUGGGAAUCUAAGUCCUUCUGUCACUGUGGAGGACUUGCAGCAGCUCUUCGGGGAAAGGAAGCUGCCCGCGGCCGAGCAGGUCCUCGUCAAAUCCGGCUAUGCCUUUGUGGACUUCCCCGACCAGAACGCGGCCGUGAAGGCUAUCGAGCUUCUCUCGGGGAAAGCAGAACUGCAUGGCAAGGUGAUAGAGGUGGACUACUCCGUUCCCAAGAAGCUUAGGAGUCGGAAGAUUCAGAUCCGGAACAUUCCCCCUCAUCUACAGUGGGAGGAUUUCGACGGUCUCCUAGCUCGAUAUGGUACUGUAGAAAACGUGGAACAAGUCAACACUGACACAGAAACAGCAGUGGUGAAUGUUACAUACGCAACCAAGGAAGAAGCUAAAGAAGCCAUUGAGAAGUUGACAGGACAGCAGUGCGACGACUUCUCCUUGAGGGUGUCGUACAUCAUGGACUUGGAUGCUGCUCCGCCCGUCCAGGCCGCCCGAGGUCGACGCGGCGGCCGCUUGUCACGGGACCAGGAGACCCCUCAGCCCGGACCUUCAGGAGGCUUUGGUGCGCCACGGCCCCGACAGCAGCAGGACUUUCCUUUGCGCAUGCUCGUGCCCACUCAAUUUGUGGGUGCCAUCAUCGGCAAGGAGGGACUCACCAUCAAGAACGUCACCAAGCAGACGCAGUCAAAAGUGGACAUCCAUCGGAAGGAGAACGCGGGCGCAGCCGAGAAGCCGAUCACCAUCCACUCGUCUCCAGAGGGCUGCUCCUCAGCCUGCCGUAUGAUCCUGGACAUCAUGCAGAAGGAGGCCAACGAGACCAAGACGCCGGAGGAGAUUCCUCUAAAACUUCUGGCCCACAAUAGCCUGGUAGGCCGCCUCAUUGGGAAGGAGGGCCGCAACCUGAAGAAGAUCGAGGAGGAGACAGGGACCAAGAUAACCAUCUCCUCGUUACAAGAUUUAACCAUUUACAAUCCAGAGAGGACCAUCACAGUGAAGGGCGUCUUGGAAUCGCUUUGUAAAGCAGAGGCAGAAAUCAUGAAGAAACUGAGGGAGGCCUAUGAGAAUGACGUUGCUGCUAUAAAUCAACAGGCCAACCUUAUCCCAGGCUUGAACCUCAACGCUCUGGGCAUCUUCUCCUCUGGUCUGCCGGUGCUGCCCCAAGCUGCUGGACCUCGUGGCUCAGCCCCCCCUGUGGCACAAGCAGGAUACAACCCAUUCUUAAGUCACUCUUCACAUCUCAGUGGCCUGUACGGGGUUCCUCCAGCAAGUGCCAUCCCCCACCAGCACUCAGCUCCAGAACAGGAGGUUGUCUACCUCUUUAUUCCAACUCAGGCAGUGGGAGCUCUCAUCGGCAAGAAGGGUCAGCACAUCAAGCAGCUCGCCCACUUUGCUGGAGCUUCCAUCAAGAUCGCUCCGGCUGACAGCCCUGAUGUCACAGAGAGAAUGGUGAUAAUUACUGGGACGCCAGAGGCUCAAUUUAAGGCCCAAGGUCGGAUAUUUGGCAAGCUGAAAGAAGAGAACUUCUUCUCUGGCAAGGAGGAAGUAAAAUUGGAGACGCACAUUAAGGUUCCUUCUACUGCAGCCGGAAGGGUCAUCGGGAAAGGUGGCAAAACGGUGAAUGAGCUUCAGAACCUUACAAGUGCUGAGGUCAUCGUACCGCGGGACCAAACUCCAGACGAGAACGACGAAGUGUUUGUGAAGAUCAGCGGGCAUUUCUUCGCCAGUCAGACUGCACAGAGGAAGAUCCGGGAGAUCAUUCAGCAGGUCAAACAGCAGGAACACAAACACCAGCGAGGUGCCGCCAGUUCACCGCAACACUCCAAGUGACCAGCGGGCGCCGGCCAUUGAAUGUAGCCCUCCCUAAAACGGACAGAGACCUCUAGUCAGACAACGGCCGCGGCCCGAGAGGGAACGCGCAGGGCAGACCAGCAGCGGCGGGAUCAAAAAAAAAAAAAAAAAAAAAA
Molecule: messenger RNA, 2218 nt
Organism: Hippocampus comes (tiger tail seahorse)
Lineage: Eukaryota; Metazoa; Chordata; Actinopteri; Syngnathiformes; Syngnathidae
Gene: igf2bp2a
Product: insulin-like growth factor 2 mRNA binding protein 2a
Exons: 16
Coding region: 249-2081 (610 amino acids)
Molecular function (GO): RNA binding
Source: RefSeq, a predicted model, not a curated record